Molecule: messenger RNA, 1164 nt
Organism: Scleropages formosus (Asian bonytongue)
Lineage: Eukaryota; Metazoa; Chordata; Actinopteri; Osteoglossiformes; Osteoglossidae
Product: salivary glue protein Sgs-3-like
Exons: 3
Source: RefSeq, a predicted model, not a curated record
ACGACAACCAAAAGCAUAACCAUGCCGACCACUACCGCGCCGUCAACUACUACUGAAACGACUACAACUCCCACAACAACCGAUAGCACCACCUUGCCGACCACAACUGCAACGUCAACUACUACUGCAACGACUACAACUCCCACGUCAAGCAAAACCACCACCACCCCGACCACUACCGCGACGUCAACCACUACUGAAAUGACAACUCCCACGACAACCGAAAGCAUAACCACGCCGACCACUGCCGCGAUGUCAACAGCUAAUGCAAUGACUACAACUCCCACGACAACCAAAAGCAUAACCACGCCGACCACUACCGCGCCGUCAACUACUACUGAAACGACUACAACUCCCACAACAACCGAUAGCACCACCUUGCCGACCACAACUGCAACGUCAACUACUACUGCAACGACAACUCCCAUGACAACCGAAACAACCAAUACGCAGACCACUGCCGCGGCAUCAAGCACUUCCGCGACAACCACGCCGACCACUAGCGUGGCGUCAACUACUCCUGAAACGACUACAAUUGCCACGACAACCGAAACCACCACCACGCCGACCACUGCCACGGCGUCAACUACUACUGAAACGACAAUAAAUCCCACGACAACCGAAACCACCACCACACCGACCACUACCGCGACGUCAACUACAACUGCAAUGACUACAACUCCCACGACAACCGAAAGCAGAACCACGCCGACCACUAGCGUGGCGUCAACUACUCCUGAAACGACUACAGCUGCCACGACAACCGAAACCACCACCAUGCCAACCACUACCGCGACGCCGACCACUGCCGUGGCGUCAAUUACUACCGCGACAUCAACUACUACUGAAACGACUACAACUCCCACGACAACCGAAACCACCACCACACCGACCACUACCGCGACAUCAACUACUACUGCAACGACUACAACUUCCACGACAAGCAAAACCACCACCACACCGACCACCACCACGCCGACCACUACCGCGACGUCAACUACUACUGAAAUGACUACCGAAACCACCACCACACCGUCCACAGCCGCGGUGUCACCCACUACUGCGACGUCAACUACAACUGCAACGACUACAACUCCCACGUCAAGCAAAACCACCACCACCCCGACCACCGUCAACUACUACCGCGACAUCAACUACUACUGA